AUGCUUCGCUCAGCGCUCUUGGCUAGACCCAGAGUCCCACCAUUGCUACCGUCUGUGCAGAAAUCUCCCUUCACAAUCUUAGCCAUCGAGUCCUCAGCAGACGACACCUGUGCAGCCGUCGUAGAUUCUUCAAAGAGAAUCCUCUCAAAUGUUGUCCUCAAGCAGCUCCAUUUGCACGAAAAGUAUGGUGGUAUAGAACCCAUAACUGCCAUUCAAGCCCACCAGAGAAACAUGCCUUUGGCAGUCUCAAGAGCAUUGAAAGAGGCCAACGUCGACAUUGUUCGUGACGUCAACGGGAUAGCCUUCACUCGAGGACCUGGAAUGCCUAGUUGCCUUAGCGUUGGAAUGAAUGCCGCGCAGACACUGGGUGCAGCACUGGGAAAACCUGUUAUUGGGGUACACCACAUGCAAGGUCAUGCGCUCACACCCCUCCUAACCUCAGAUGAAGCCAACAUGCCUCAGUUUCCAUUCCUGACCCUUCUCGUCUCAGGCGGCCACACCCUGAUCCUCCUCGCCGAAAGCAACGACAAGUUUAAAAUCUUAGCCGACACAGCGGACCAGGCCAUCGGUCGCGUCAUCGACAAAGUCACUGCUCUGCUUGCCAUUCCAUGGACAUCUCUGGGACCGGGCGACGCACUGGAAAAGUUCUGUCAGGACGUCCCGGACAGCGAGAAGCUCGUACUCGGGCAACCCGUUAUGCGGGGCAGGAAGGAUUUUUCAUUCUCUGGCCUCCACUCACAAGUGGAACGAUACAUUCAUGCGAAGAAUGGGAUUGAACAGCUGAGUGAAGAUGAAAGGAGAGUUUUGGCUUACUCCUUCCAAGAUUCGGCUUUCUCUCAGUUGGAAGAGAAAAUUCAACUGGCAUUCAGCUGGUGUCAAUCUCAGAGCAUCAACGUCCGCCAUCUGGUGGUCAGCGGAGGGGUGGCCAGCAAUCAGCGAUUGCGACAGCGACUUGAUCAUUGUUUGAGCCGUAUGGACCCAGACAACCCCAUCCAGGCUGUUUUUCCCCCACCAAAUCUUUGCACCGACAACGCGGUGAUGAUUGCAUGGGCGUCUAUGCACCGAUUCUUAGCCGGCGAGUCCGACAGCUACGAUCUUAAUCUAAGGGCAAAAUGGAGUAUUGAAGACCUGGCCAGCAAGGUGGACGUUUCAGACACAUCUUGA
Molecule: messenger RNA, 1164 nt
Organism: Coprinopsis cinerea okayama7#130
Lineage: Eukaryota; Fungi; Basidiomycota; Agaricomycetes; Agaricales; Psathyrellaceae
Product: glycoprotease
Exons: 7
Coding region: 1-1164 (387 amino acids)
Biological process (GO): mitochondrial tRNA threonylcarbamoyladenosine modification
Cellular component (GO): mitochondrion
Source: RefSeq, a predicted model, not a curated record